AUGACCUCCAACACUGACAAUAUAGUGCCCGUGGCGUCUAUUGAUGGUGCUUCAGGUUCAACCGCUGAUUCGCUUGCCACACUCUUCUCACAGUUGAAUGUCCAUGGCAACAAUACGGUCACCUUGUCUUCCGCCCUGCAUAGGGUUGUGCAGAAUGCAGUUGUUGCUGCUUCUCAAGAAGUGGCUAUCGCUGCUGGAGCUCCUGCGAUACCUGCUUCUGCCCCACCAGUCACCACUGCACCGCCAGUCAUUACUGCUGAUCCUCCUGCAGUCACUUCUGCUACUCCGGCCAAUAUUGUCGCUAUUGCUACCGCACGUCACACAAGGACUCACCAUGGAGUGACCUAUGAUGUUCCUCACCCAAACACGUCCGGCCCUUUCUACUGGGUCAACCGUGGGCGUCGUAUUGGUGUUUUCGCGACUUGGCAGGGGACAUCUAUUCACGUAACUGGAGUAAGCCGCUCUUCCUUUUCCAAAAUUCACUCUGUCGCCGAGGGAAUUAGAUUGAUCAAGGGGGCAAUUGACUGCGGGGAGGCUGAGACAAUUUUCGAUACGUAG
Suillus clintonianus is the source of this 558-nucleotide messenger RNA. RefSeq lists its product as uncharacterized. The record is from RefSeq and is a predicted model, not a curated record. The transcript is spliced from 3 exons. Bases 1 to 558 code for a protein of 185 amino acids. NCBI's taxonomy places the organism in Eukaryota, Fungi, Basidiomycota, Agaricomycetes, Boletales, Suillaceae.